Molecule: messenger RNA, 1738 nt
Organism: Tupaia belangeri chinensis (Chinese tree shrew)
Lineage: Eukaryota; Metazoa; Chordata; Mammalia; Scandentia; Tupaiidae
Gene: PODNL1
Product: podocan like 1
Molecular function (GO): protein binding
Source: RefSeq, a predicted model, not a curated record
AACAGGCUGCGAGGGGGGUGGCCCGUGCAGAGAUGGGGGGGCGCUGGCAGCCACAGCGGAGGCUCCAGGAGGUGACCGCCUGGUUUCCAGCAGGGAGGCCAGGUCAGCAGUUCGGGCCAGGCGGCAGAGCCGAGGCUGGCUAUGCGGGUCAGCCUGCUGCUGCUCGUACUGUGGUCGGGCCCCCUGCCCGCCCCUGGCAUGGAAGAUGCCAACUUCCCCCACCUCGGGGAGAGCUCGCAGCCCCCGCCCAGGGCCUGCCCCCCACGCUGCUCCUGCCCCCGGGCCGACACGGUGGACUGCGCCGGCUUGGACCUGCGGGUGUUCCCGGAUAACAUCACCAGGGUCGCUCAGCACCUUUCCUUGCAGAACAACCAGCUCCAGGAGCUCCCCUACAACGAGUUGUCGCGCCUCAGCGACCUGCGGACCCUCAACCUCCACAACAACCUCAUCUCGUCUGAAGGCCUGCCCGACGAGGCCUUCGAGUCCCUCCCCCACCUCCAGCACAUCUCAGUGGCCCACAACAAGAACAACCUCAUCUCCAAGGUGCCCCGGGGAGCCCUGAGCCGCCAGAGCCGGCUCCGUGAACUUUACCUCCAGCACAAUCAACUGGCAGACAGUGGCCUGGACACCACGACCUUCAGCAAGCUGCACAGCCUGGAGUACCUGGACCUGUCCCACAACCAGCUGACCUCGGUGCCCGCCGGCCUGCCCCGGAGCCUGGCCAUCCUGCACUUGGGCCGCAACCGCAUCCGGCGGGUGGAGGCGGCCCGGCUGCAAGGGGCGCGGGGCCUGCGGUACCUGCUCCUGCAGCACAACGAGCUGGGAAGUUCGGGGCUGCCCGCCGGCGCUCUGCGGCCGCUGCGGGGCCUGCACACACUGCACCUCUACGGCAACGGGCUGGACCGCGUGCCCUUGGCGCUGCCCCGCCGCCUGCGCGCGCUGGUGCUGCCCCACAACCGCGUGGCCGCGCUGGGCGCCCGCGACCUGGCUUCCCUGCGGGUCCGCACCCGGCUGCCCACCGGCCUGCCCGCCACUCUGCAUGCCCUACGUCUGCAGCGCAACCAGCUGCGGGUCCUGGAGCCCGAACCGCUGGCCGGUCUGGACCAACUGCGGGAGCUCAACCUGGCGCACAAUCGGCUCCGAGUCGGCGACAUCGGGCCCGGCACCUGGCAUGAGCUGCAGGCCCUGCAGGUCCUGGACCUCAGCCACAAUGCACUGUCUUUCGUGCCCCCCGACCUGCCCGAGGCCCUGGAGGAGCUCCAUCUGCAGGGCAACCGUAUUGGCCACGUGGGCCCCGAGGCCUUCAUCAGCACGCCCCGCCUGCGAGCCCUCUUCCGCAGGGCCAACAGGCUUCACAUGACGAGCAUCGCGGCUGAGGCCUUCCUGGGCCUUCCGAACCUGCGGGUGGUGGACACGGCAGGGAACCCGGAGCAGGUGCUGGUCCGACUACCGCCCACAGCCCCACGGCAGGGGCCGCUGAACCCAGAGGGACCCAUCAGAGCACCCUGACACCUGCAGCUUGGCUGGGUUAGUAGCUAAAGACAUGGCGCUCACUGGGGCCUGCUCCACCUGGGGCUGGGGCACAGGACGCUCCCGGGAAGGAUGGAAGAUGCAGCCGGCGCCACCCGGUCCCGAUGUGCAUGCACGGGCAUCUCACUGUCUCAGGCCAAUGAGCAGCGGGGCUGGACUUUAAGGGCCUGAGACAUGCGUGAGUCCCCAAGUCAAAAACACCCGAGGC